AUGGCGCCCACCAUCAAAGAAACAGAAGACCAGACAGAUCGGCCUCUCUCAAAGGGAGGAGAGGCGCACGAGAAGCUCUGUGGAGGACUAAACUACAUACACAAAAUGUUCCAAGAUGGACUACAUAAACCACAUACCUCUAAAAGAGACUUUCCCACAUUGCAUACCAGCACACAACAGCCUUCCCGCAGAAAACCAACGAUGAGCCCACGAGUGUCGGAAGAGAAUCCACCAGAACCAAUUGCCAGACGACAAGCAAAAGCCUUGGCUGACAAGGCAACCGAGACUCUUUCAGUAAAUUUGUCUGGUCUAACGAAUUCGACAUCACGAAAGACUCUAUUGGCCUUCAAACACAGGUUGUAUAUAUGA
Pelobates cultripes (western spadefoot toad) is the source of this 369-nucleotide messenger RNA. NCBI's taxonomy places the organism in Eukaryota, Metazoa, Chordata, Amphibia, Anura, Pelobatidae. The record is from the annotation of a GenBank genome assembly.